AUGUCUAGCGCAGGCCAGCAGCAGAUAUUGCCACUGCACCAACAAUUGGAGCUUAACAAGACUGUAUACGACUAUGUUCAGUGCUGUGGAGCGGACGAGGCCUUGUUAUUGCAGUUGCGCAAGUUGUGGGGGUUGAGUAAGAUAGAUUCCGAUGCGAAGGCGUGUGGAAGAGAUUCAAAGCUGCUUGUGAAGAAAUGGAAUUCGAUUAUUAGACUACAUCGUAAGAUUAUUGACCUAGAGCAUAAGUGUAAGCAGCUUAGCGAAGAGUUAGAACUUCUGCCGUCCGAGCUUAGUAAAGAAGCUGGAGGAACUAGUACGGGCGAUCAAAAUGUGACUUGGAUACCAAGAACAAAUGCUACGUUUCAAGUGGAUCUCGGGGCGUCUGUGACCGAUAUAAAGCUUCAUCCAUCAUUGCCGUUGAUGUUUUUGGUCACUGAUCAGGGUAAACUAGUAGCAUACGAUUUAUUUAGCAGGACGAUGCCGCUGCAUUCGACGCAGGCACACAUGAAGGGUAUAACAUCUUUGUCGUUGGUGGAGACUGUAGAAGGCUUAUUGAUGUUAUCAACCACUUCCAAGGACUUGCAGUGCAAACUUUGGGAAUUCACUGAAGAGGAUGGCUUCCGCUCGAUACGGAUGUUAUCUUCACACGAGCAUAUUGUGUCACAGUCGCGUUUUGUGCGGUCGGGGGCGGACUUGCUUCUGUUUACGUGUUCACGGGACCUGACAGUGAAGAUCUGGGAUACGAAGACGGGGUGGUGCAUUAAGUCCUUCCAGCCGCAUACGGAAUGGGUACGGACAUUAGAUGUUUGCGGGGAGUACGUUGUGACGGGGUCCAACGACUGUUCGGUUAGAUUGUCACAUUGGAAGAGCGGUAACGGGCUUUCUAUGGGCAUACAGCACGAUUUCCCCGUUGAGCGAGUAUUGAUACUCCCUAUGUUUGAGCCUACAGAAUGUGACGAACAUCAGCUAGAAUACACAAAAUUUGAUCCCGAUUACAGUACAUUGAAGUUUAAAUAUUGCAUAUCCUGUUCCAGGGACAAUCUUAUAAUUCUUUGGAAGGUUCCACUUCCGAAGAUUAUUCCUCAUAGACCGCCGCAACCUAAUCCAUUACAGACUAAUUUUGAAAAAAUAAAGAUAUUUAAGGGACACACAUCUUGGGUCAGGGAUAUAAAGGUGCGGGGAAACUUUCUAUUUUCAUGCAGUGAUGAUAGAUCAAUUCGAUGUUGGGAUCUUAUUACAGGACAAUGCCUAAAAGUUUGGCCCGAAGCCAGCCGGGGGUUUAUCAACUGUCUAUCGGUGGACAGUGAUGUUUCAAAUGAUAAGUUGUUAAGGAGUUUAUUACUAGUAGGGAGUAUAGAUGGAAAAUGUAACGUUUUCAUGAAAUAG
This is a messenger RNA of Eremothecium sinecaudum, 1386 nucleotides long. It is a transcript of the gene PAC1, whose product is annotated as Pac1p. The record is from RefSeq and is a predicted model, not a curated record. Lineage: Eukaryota; Fungi; Ascomycota; Saccharomycetes; Saccharomycetales; Saccharomycetaceae. Gene Ontology annotation, molecular function: protein binding. The transcript has a single exon. Bases 1 to 1386 code for a protein of 461 amino acids.